GCUGGUAGUCCCGCGAUGCGUCACAAGUUGCGGUUAAGUUAUCCGCCUUCCGCUGCUCUUUCUCCCCCAUUCCAUCUCCUCAUCUCAGCUACUCUCAGUCUUUGCUUCGCCCCCUCUUCGCUCUUCCUCUUCCGGUCUAUAUUGAGCAUGACUUCCGUUCUAGGCGUCGGUUCCAUCUCUUCCAUUACACUGUCCAAUCGUAGCCCACACCGUCACCUCUCGCCGGCCGUCCGCGCAUCUCCAUCGUUCUUCUCGCACCACGACAACAAAAUCUAUGGGCGGAGGAAACUGACUGUGAAAGCGGCGGAGACGGAUGCCAAUGAAGCAGUUAAAGCUGGGGCGCCCGAGAAGGCGCCAGCGAGCAGCGACGCGGGAGGUUCGAGUUUCAAUCAGCUUCUCGGUAUCAAGGGUGCAGCACAAGAGACGAAUAAAUGGAAGAUACGUCUUCAACUUACAAAACCAGUCACUUGGCCUCCGUUAGUGUGGGGAGUGGUUUGCGGAGCUGCUGCUUCUGGAAAUUUUCACUGGAAUAUUGAAGAUGUAUCUAAAGCUAUUGUCUGUAUGAUGAUGUCUGGACCAUGUCUAACUGGAUAUACACAGACACUUAAUGACUGGUAUGACAGAGAAAUCGAUGCAAUUAAUGAGCCGUAUCGUCCUAUUCCUUCAGGAGCUAUAUCUGAGGGCGAGGUUAUAACCCAAAUCUGGUUGCUGCUUCUAGGUGGCCUUGGAUUGGCAGGCUUAUUAGAUGUGUGGGCAGGGCACAAGUCUCCAGUCAUAUUUUAUCUAGCUCUGGGUGGAUCCCUUCUUUCUUAUAUAUAUUCAGCUCCACCCCUUAAGCUCAAGCAGAAUGGGUGGAUCGGAAAUUUUGCUUUAGGGGCAAGCUACAUUAGUUUGCCAUGGUGGGCUGGUCAAGCUCUCUUUGGAACUCUUAAUCCUGAUAUAAUUGUUUUGACACUCCUGUACAGCAUAGCUGGGCUAGGAAUUGCAAUAGUAAAUGAUUUUAAAAGCAUUGAAGGAGACAGGGCUUUGGGACUUCAGUCACUUCCAGUUGCUUUUGGUAUUGAUACUGCCAAGUGGAUUUGUGUGGGUGCUAUUGACAUAACACAGUUAUCAGUAGCAGGUUACCUGCUUGGUGCUGAUAAACCAUUCUAUGCCUUAGCCCUGCUUGGACUGAUCCUUCCCCAAGUAUAUUUUCAGUUUCAAUACUUCUUGAAAGACCCUGUUAAGAAUGAUGUCAAAUACCAGGCUAGCGCUCAGCCCUUCCUCAUUCUGGGUCUGUUGGUAACAGCCUUGGCUAUCAGCCACUGAUCCCGGCAUCCUCAUACAGUAGUUUGCAAUCUCAACUUAGUUUUCUUCACGAGAUUCCUGCUCCAUAGACUAGCACAUGAACAUUUCUAUGCCCUUCAUGAGCCAAAUCGAGAUCAGCUAUUUGUGAAACCAUGUCGAACAUAGCAGGUCUUUGGUAGAUUAUGCAUGUUGUACGAGGAGAUGCUCUAAAUGUCGAGAUUCCCCUGAUCGGUCCUUUUAUUUUCCUCAAAGCUGUUAGAUGAUACUUGAAUGGUUGUAUCCCUUUUGCAGGUAUUAUUUACUCUUCCCAUGCCAAGAUCAUUAACA
Musa acuminata AAA Group (dessert banana) is the source of this 1614-nucleotide messenger RNA. RefSeq names its product chlorophyll synthase, chloroplastic-like. The record is from RefSeq and is a predicted model, not a curated record. Gene Ontology annotation, biological process: chlorophyll biosynthetic process. The transcript is spliced from 15 exons. Lineage: Eukaryota; Viridiplantae; Streptophyta; Magnoliopsida; Zingiberales; Musaceae. Gene Ontology annotation, cellular component: membrane. Gene Ontology annotation, molecular function: chlorophyll synthetase activity. Bases 16 to 1308 code for a protein of 430 amino acids.